AGGAGGAGGAGGAGGAGGCGGUGAUGAUGAUGAUGAAGUCACACACCCCCAGUGGGCGGUACCGGUAGUUCUGGGGCCGCUGUUGGAGGUCGGGACAGCAGGUACCUGCAGGUACCAGCAGGGGGCGCUUCCCCGGGGCGGGGGCUUUGCGUGACCGGCCACGGCCCCCUGAGCAACGCCCGCCCGCCCGCCCGCCCUCCGCACGUCCCCCGCACGUCCCCGGCCUCUCUCUCCGCUCUCCCACCCCCGCACCAACACCAGCGCCACCACCGCCACCCACCGCGCGAUCGCUCGGACGUCGGAGUGGCCGCAGAGCGGACGGGGCGAGCGGGCGAGACGGGCACAGAGGGACGCGGACAGAGAGGCGGGCGGUGGGAGCGGUCGAGGCGAGCGAGCCGGGUAAACGGAGAGGGAGAGCGAGACGGGAGGGCAGAGCGGAGGCACGCGGAGGGGGGGAACUGCGCGCAAUGAAAAUCUCUCGCCAUUGGUGAUCGUUGUAGGAGAGAGAGAGAGUGGGGGGGGUAGGUGCGAGAGAGCGGGACACGCGUAGGUAGCGGUGUUUACCCGGGGGUUUGACCUUAGUACGCGUGCCCUUUGCGCGAGGAUGAUGGUGGUGGUGGUGAUUACGCGCGCCGUGGCUUUGCCGUAAGACAUCGUUUGCUCCUCAUCAUCCUGCGACUCCCGUGUCUUCACCUCGUCUGAGCCUAUACACUUUUUGACAUCAUCAUCAGCAGCAGUGAGAUCACUACCAUCAUCAUCAGUGAGAUAACGACCAUCAUCAUCUCUCUGGAGGCCACAGACCUGUGCAGUGAUUGCAGCUAACGCGUUGAAUUCUAUAUCAUCAUCACCAUCAUCACCAUCGUCAUCACCAUCGUCAUCAGCUCCUUGGAGGCCACAGACUCGUGCAGUGAUUGCAGCUAACGCGUUGAAUUCUAUAUCAUCAUCACCAUCAUCACCAUCAUCAUCACCAUCAUCACCAUCAUCAUCACCAUCGUCAUCAGCUCCUUGGAGGCCACAGACUCGUGCAGUGAUUGCAGCUAACGCGUUCAGUUCUUCAUCAUCGUCCUCAUCACUAACAACAUCGUCAUAUUCUUGGAGGCCAUAUACCGGCACAUCAUCUACAUCAUCUGAAUCACCAUCUCCAUCAUUACCACCACCACCAUCAUCAUCUUCGUCAUCAUCAUUAUCAUCUGAAUCACCCGGAGCAAGCAGCAUGCCUCUGAAGAGCAAAUACAACCUCGUGGAUGAUGGAUACGAUUCGAGGAUUCCUCUACACAUCGACGAUGCCUUCCACCACGGCAUCCAGUUCCAGGCCAAGUACGUGGGUAGCCUGGAUGUCCCGCGACCCAACAGUCGGGUGGAGAUUGUGGCCGCCAUGAGGAGGAUUCGGUACGAGUUCAAGGCGAAGAACAUCAAGAAGAAGAAGGUGUGCAUCGCCGUGUCCGUCGACGGGGUGAAGGUGGCGCUCCGCAAGAAGCCGGCGGCGCUCCGCAAGAUGACGAAGAAGGAGUGGGCGUGGGAUGAAAGCAAGAUGCUGGUGAUGCAUGACCCCAUCUACCGGAUCUUCUACGUGUCGCACGACUCGCAGGACCUCAAGAUCUUCAGCUACAUCGCGCGCGACGGCACCAGCAACGUCUUCCGCUGCAACGUCUUCAAGUCCAAGAAGAAGUCCCACGCGAUGCGCGUGGUGCGCACCGUGGGGCAGGCGUUCGAGGUGUGCCACAAGCUGAGCGUGCAGCACGCGCAGCACGUGCCUGACGGGGACACCGACAAGGGCCCGCUCGGCGGCGUAGCGAUGACCGUAUCGGCACUCGCAGCUAACGGCACGGCCGCGCUCAUGCCAGCCGGGGAGGCAGUGGAGACCGACAUCGAUGCCGAGGACGACCCCUCGCCCGCUGAGCUCGCCGAGCCGGCACGGCGGCCGGGGCUCACCGACCUGGACACGACGGAGCCGCACGCAGAGACGCCGGCACAGGGCCUCCCACCGGCCUCUCCCCAAGCGGCGUCUCCUCCGCACCUGGGCAUGGGCUCUUCUCCCAGCAUGCCCCUCUCCACGCACCACCAGAUCCAGCUGCUGCAGCAGCAGCUGCUGCUGCAGCAGCAGCAGACACAGGUGGCCGUGGCGCAGGUGCAGCUGCUCAAGGACCAGCUGAGUGCCGAGUGUGCGGCGCGCAUGGAGGCACAGGCCCGCACGCACCAGCUGCUGCUGCAGAACCGCGACCUUCUGGGUCACGUGAGCGCCCUCGUCAAGGAGAUCCAGGGCCUGGAGAUCAGCCUGGCCCAGCACACCGGCAGUGCCAGCCGUCUGAGUGUGACCGACAUGUCGUGGGCCACAGCGGUGAGCUCGCCGCCCCAGCCGGCCGUGCUGCUGUGCGGGCCGUGCACGCCGCGGCCGGCCGACGUCGGCCUCUCCCCCGUCGUCGCCGGCGGCCGGGACGCCGGCGGCGGCGACGACUUCGGCCUCCGCCUCGCAGUCGAUCAGAGCCUCUUUGAGAACGCCAGUUUCUCCGCGUCCCCGAUACCCAAGGGUAGGAACAUCAUCGCGGUUAGCACCCCUAUCGGGGUGUCGGCGGCGGCCGGGGUGGGGCCGGGGGUGGCGGCACCGGGGCCCCCCCCCGUUCCCCGGGAGGCCGAGCGGGGACCCCCCACCCCGGGGGGCGGGGAGCGCGCCACCUGGACGGCGCUGGGAGCCGCCGAGCGUUGGCCGAGCGACGCUUGGGACGCGGCGGCGGAGCAAGCGGGACGAGGGGGCGCCGCGUGGAGCACCGCCCCGGCGGCGAUGGCGGCGAUGGCGGCGGGUCCUCACCUGGCGCGCAGGGCCGCCCCCGACACCUUCCCCCGGUUGGAGCCGCCGCCGCCGUCCGCCGCUCGCAAGCGCGUCCCUCGCGCCCUCAAAACGACGCAGGACAUGAUGGUGCCGCCCAGCACCACCGGCAACACCAGCAACAGCUCUGCCACGGAGCUUCACCAUGACGACCGCCACGACCACCACACCGCCACCACCACCACCAACAACACCGACGACGGAGACGACAACAACAACUACGACAACCAUCACCACCACCACCACCACGACCAUGACGACGAUGAAGACCCCUUCUCCUGCUCGGCCGAGAUGCGCCUGCUGUUCCUACAGGAGGAGCCGACGCAGCACUCCUUCGGGAAUUCCUUCUGGGAUUACUCCGGCAGUCCUGACCGCGACUUGGCGGGAUCGGGCGAGCCGACGCUCGCGAACGGCGCGAGCCGGGGGGAGCACGCCGGGGAUGAGACGGCACAGUCCAAGCAGCAGCAGCAGCAGCAGAGCCCCGACAAGGAGUCGGUUCCGAAGUCGAUCCGGAAGGAGCUGGACGCGCUCGGCGUUCCGGAGUCGGAGUCCCGGAUUUCCGGGCGGGAUCCCCUCGAGGAAGGGUCGGAGGAUUCCGGCAUCGUCCGGCAGAGAGACUCCGGCACCUCGGAGGGCGAGCGCGCCGAGGCCCUUGGCCUCGACUGAGCGUGAGCAGCAAAAUGUAAAUCGAUAAUUAAAUAAGUAAAUGUAACAAUCGACGUCCGGAGCAGACGCCUGUUGAGUUCACGACGGGGGCCGGAAGUCGAAGAUGACGAAUCGAUGACGUUUCCCUGCCCUGCCCUGGGAGCACCGUUGUGAAAAUCUUUACGGUCAUUAAUUUUGGCAUCAUCAUCAUCACCGUUGUUGCUAUUUUUUAGUUUUAUUUAAAGUUACGUUUUUUACAACGUUCAUCUCAUCCGAUAGAUUCUGUCUCAUCCCGCGAGUAUUGUUGGGUUAUUAUUUUUUUUUAUUUUAUUAGCUCACCAAUGUCAUCGAAGAGACGGGACGACAGAUUGUUUCCAAACAAGUCCCAGUUCCUUAGCAAUGACAAAUCUCAAAGUGACCGCUUGCGACCGCUCACGCUCAUGGUGACCUUUAACCCCGCGGCCUCCACCAUCAUUUCUGACGCCACAAUCAUUUCCCAGAUGAUGCAAGUCUGUGUUUUUAUUUCUCUUUCGAUCUCGCCUUCGCGUUUGCAUUUCCACAAGCAAGUUGCUGUCAAACGUUGUACUAAUGUGUUUUGCUUUAUACGCAAUGUAUGGUUAUUGUUUUGAUACUCGCCCUUGCCAAUAAGAAUGUGGAAGUUCCAUGUCUGGCUCCGGGCCACCAAACGGGCGAGAUGAUCACUGCCUGGUACCCAAAAAACACUUUUGAGAUGGAUUCCUACCGUGUUGCCGAAUGUUCCUGUCAGAAUUUCGGCAAAAUUGUACCGCUGAUGUCUCAAUCACCAACAACGGGCAAAACAAAUCCAGAAAAGUGAUCGGCUGUCUUUGUGGCAGAAUAUCACUUUGACCCCCCUUUAGACUCAUUCACCGGAAACUUUUGAAUUGUAGGCGAGCGAGGCCUUGUGAGAGGCCUCGCCGGGCCUCGACUCUGAAUGUACGCGACUCCGCGUGGACGCGCAGCGACGGCGGCGGUGGCUAUGAAUUAGGAGGAGGGAAUGUUUACGCAAGUGACGGAAGGCACGGGAAGGUCGCAGGAAGAUUUGAGAGAUUGUAGACCAGUUUUAAUGUUGAGCCAAGACGGGGAGGAGGACGUGUGCGUCUUUGGGUUGGUUCAAGGAGGAUCCAGUAUGGGCGUAAAAUCAAAUAUUAAAGCACAACCGGGAGGUGACCUGGGUGGUUCCUGGGGUGUCGGAGAAGCCGGGUCAACCCCUUUGAGAUCAUCGUCAUUAUGGGUUCGAAUCUGGAUUUCAGCCACGACUCGUUGAACCAAAGCCUCAUCGAGUUGAGCAGUGGACUUGUCCCUGGUGACAAGUGACCACGAAAUAAACGGGACAGAGAAUCCCCGCGCAGAGCGCAGCACCUCUUGGCGCAACCAACGUCUCCUAUUUACAUAGAAACGGAUUUGCCUUUGGGGGCAGUGGGCAUUGUGAAGGGCAGCAGUGGAGGGGUUGGGGGGGAAGGCAGCAAAGGGUCACGGUGGGCAGCAACAGAUAGUCUGUGGUGGGGGUAGUCGGCAUUGUGAAGGGCAGCAUUAGUGGGGUUGGGGAGGUGGGCAGCCGGGGUGACGGCGUGUCAUCAUAUCACGUGCAGGUCAGGUGACUCCCCCCCCAUACCUGCAUAACACUCACCUGUACAUACAAUACAGGUAACCCACCUGAACUGGCAACACUCCUCUGCACAUCACAUCCAGUGUGUGUGUUACUGAAUUUCAAAAGGGGGGGACGGGAGUCGGAAUGUAAGUUAAAAUGUAAUUAUCUCUUAUAAUUAUUUUUAAAUAAAUGUACUUUUAACAGCAAAACACUAAUAAUUGUACCAGUUAUAAUCAAACUCGCCGGGAGCAUGUCGCGGUGCCUUCUGGGAUUCAUGGCGAUGCCUGAUCCAUCGUUAUCGAUCACCAAUGUUGAUCACCAUCGUUUAUCAUCAUCGGCAUUGUUCUUGAUCACCAUUACUGAUCAGCAUCGAUUUUAUUGAUCGGCAUUAUUCACCAUUAUUGUACCUGCACAACGCGACAAUAAAAUCGCGCUAGAGCCUCUCUCUG
Petromyzon marinus (sea lamprey) is the source of this 5527-nucleotide messenger RNA. Its product is annotated as carboxyl-terminal PDZ ligand of neuronal nitric oxide synthase protein-like. Lineage: Eukaryota; Metazoa; Chordata; Hyperoartia; Petromyzontiformes; Petromyzontidae. Gene Ontology annotation, molecular function: nitric-oxide synthase binding. The record is from RefSeq and is a predicted model, not a curated record.